UUUGCAGAAUACGCACAUGCAAGCACACAUUUGUGGAACGGAUUAGAGCGCAGUGUUGCGUGGAAACCAGGCUUUACAUUGGCAAAGAGCUCGGCGAAUUUAUGCAACCGAAAAUAAGAAAGAACUUGUUUAGAUUUACAUAAGCGCUGGCAGAGCUAGGAGUUGUAAGGGUCAGUCUGCGGGAAUCGACUUUAGUGCAUUGUCGUGCAUUUAAGUGAAUUCAGAAUGUGCGAAAGACAUGUUUUUGUUUACGUUAUGCUGGUUGCUUUCGUCGGUGGUUGCACCGCGAAAUUGGCACCGGACUUCAUCCACCCUUGUAACAACACGGAGCCGGCGUGUCUAAUACAAGCGACUAAAGACGCUAUACCUGAAUUCUCAAAAGGUUUGCCUCACCUUGGAGUGCCCUCGCUGGACCCGUUCAUCAUUGAAGAGCUGCCUAUUCAACUUCCCGGCAUCAAGGUCACUUUCUAUGGCGGCAAGGCUACCGGCUUGAGAAAGUGUGAAGUAUUAAACGUGGAGGCUUAUUUAGAAAAGAACAUGUUCAUGCUGGAAGUUCGAUGCAACAUCACAAUUAAAGGCAAAUACACGGCAGUGGGAAGGUUGCUUCUCUUUCCUAUCAACGGCGAAGGAGAUUCGAAGAUAAAAAUUGUUAACUCAGUAAUAAAGUUGGACAUAAAAACUAAGUAUUUCAAAGACGCUGACAACCGCGACCAUUUUGGAAUCAAGAGCUAUAAGUACACGUUCGAUUACGGCGAACGAAUCUUCUACACCAUCACAAACCUCUUCAAAGGAAAUCCUGAAUUAAGUAACACGGUACUGCAAUUUCUGAACGAAAAUUGGAGGGUGGUGACUGAAGAAUUUGGGAAGCCUGUUGUCGAUUAUGCAAUUAACGUCACAGUACACACAGCUAAGAAAUUCUUUGAUGCUGUACCUUACGACGAAUUACUGAACGUACCUAUUCCAAAAUAUUGAUCUAUCAAUCCUUAGUGUGUAAAGAAAAAGUAUUAUGAAAAUGUUGAGGCUGCUUCGGCUAUUGUAAGUUUCGCUCAUGUAUCAAAUUUACGAUUCCCGUCUUCUAGCAACGUUGAUUGACGGCUUAAAAGAUCAAACAGAAACGAAGAGCUGAAUAUUUCUUAGAGCGAAACUAGAAUACUGAAUUUUGAGAGGGAAUAUUACUAAAUAUAUUUGUAGAUGUAAAUAAGGAUAGUGUAUUAUUAAACUGUUGAAUAUUUUGUCAUCACACUUGUCUUCUAUAAUUUGGAAAUUUAAUGUGCUAUGUGGCGGAAAGGGCAGGCCGAUUAAUUAUUAUGACCAUUGAGAUGUCACGUCAUUGGGUUUAUAUUUCGCUGACUCACUAUUAAAAGGUCCUGUGUUUAUUUUACUUAUGUUUCAAGAUGAGAUACUUUUUUUUAUGUUUAUAAAAAUUAAAUUAAGGUCAGGCGUCCUAUUCCGUCUAAAGGUGCGAAUGCAUGUUUCUGCAAUUACGGGCGU
Messenger RNA from Manduca sexta (tobacco hornworm), 1491 nucleotides. Its product is annotated as circadian clock-controlled protein daywake. NCBI's taxonomy places the organism in Eukaryota, Metazoa, Arthropoda, Insecta, Lepidoptera, Sphingidae. Bases 226 to 972 code for a protein of 248 amino acids. The transcript is spliced from 5 exons. The record is from RefSeq and is a predicted model, not a curated record.